UUCUAUUUAGAGCUUUUAGUAAUUUUUGUUCAGGAAGGUAGCCCUGCGUGUUGACAAUAACAGCCCGGCUGUUAUAAGUGAGGUUAGUUUUAUUACUUUCAAAACCAAGAUUCUUUAAUUUUUGCCAUUUAAUAUGUCGAAUAUUCACAUCACAGUGGAAUUCGGUGGAGGCGCAGAAUUGUUGUUUGACAACAAAAAGGCCCACCCUGUGACUUUACCGGCCAAAGAAAAGCAUUGGAUAAUUAAAGAUUUGUUGACUUGGAUCAAGGAUAACUUGUUAAAAGAGAGACCAGAAUUGUUUUUACAGGAUGAAUCAGUGAGACCUGGAAUUUUAGUUUUAAUCAAUGAUACAGACUGGGAAUUAAUGGAUACUGUAAAUUAUGUUAUACAAGAAAACGAUAGAAUACUAUUUAUAUCCACCCUUCAUGGCGGAUAAAGAUGUGCCUACAUAUGUAUCAGGUAUUUUUUACAAGUACAUUGAAAGUUUGAAAGUAUAUUUAUGUGAAUUAAUAAAAUUCGUUUUUUUAA
This is a messenger RNA of Zophobas morio, 528 nucleotides long. RefSeq names its product ubiquitin-related modifier 1 (gene Urm1). NCBI's taxonomy places the organism in Eukaryota, Metazoa, Arthropoda, Insecta, Coleoptera, Tenebrionidae. Gene Ontology annotation, cellular component: cytoplasm; nucleus. The transcript has 5 exons. The coding region runs from base 134 to 436 and encodes 100 amino acids. Gene Ontology annotation, biological process: tRNA thio-modification; protein urmylation. Gene Ontology annotation, molecular function: protein tag activity. The record is from RefSeq and is a predicted model, not a curated record.